This is a messenger RNA of Rosa rugosa (rugosa rose), 1716 nucleotides long. RefSeq names its product protein SENSITIVE TO PROTON RHIZOTOXICITY 2. Lineage: Eukaryota; Viridiplantae; Streptophyta; Magnoliopsida; Rosales; Rosaceae. The transcript has a single exon. The coding region runs from base 258 to 1445 and encodes 395 amino acids. The record is from RefSeq and is a predicted model, not a curated record. Gene Ontology annotation, biological process: response to aluminum ion; response to acidic pH.
UCGAGAGAAAUUGCUCUGGAGAUCGAGCUAGCUGCUAGCAUCUUUGUAUUUUAUAUUAAGCAUAUCCAUAGCUAUAUAUAUGUGUGCAGUACUUAUAUAUGUGUGCAGUACUAGCUGUAUUUCAAUUUUUCCAAGUAAAAUAUCUAAAGCCAAUCUAGGGGAAGAUCAUUUGGAUACCAGAGACCAGAGGGAGAGAUCGAGGCAGAUUGGAGGAGAAGCAACAAGCAAGGGAAGAUCGAUUAGUAGUACUCGGGGAAAUGAAUAUUAAUCCGGGGGCCACAUCGAAUUGUUUCCAAGGUAUGUACUCCAUGACGGGUCAAGAUACAGUUUCGUCGUUUUCACUCGAACCAGACUCAUCAUCAUCUGGAGCAGUACUACCCCAAGAUCAGAAUCACUCGAAUUCUCUUCUCUACAGCCUCUCCGUCCUUAAAGAGAAAGUUCAUCAAGCCAAAUCGCUGGUCGGCGUCCUUAUUGCUCCUCCAGAUCAUCACCAAAGUCAACAACAACAACUUCCAGAGUCAACGACCAUGGGCGCCGUGGCGAGCAUGAACAAUGUUAUCCAAGAAAUCAUCGUCACCGCGUCUUCGAUGAUGUUCACUUGCCAGCAGAUGGCCCUUGUUGCUCCAGGUAACGACACAAGAUCUGAACCAAACUUUAGUACUAGUACUGCUGGUCGUAGCAACAUUAGAGACGCUGCUUUCUAUUCAACAAAUGAUCAAACACUCGAUUGGUUUAGUACUGAGAACUACAACAACUGUCCCACUAGGGAUGUGAUCAGUAGGAGUCAUGGACAGGUCGAAACGAAAGAGUUUCCUCAAAGAGUUGAAACCAACAAUGCGUUACAGGUACAAAAUCUUCCCCCAAAGAACUCGAGCUACGACAUAAUUGAGUUGGAUGCUGCUGAUUUGUUGGCCAAGUACACUCAUUACUGCCAAGUUUGCGGGAAAGGGUUCAAGCGUGAUGCAAACUUGAGAAUGCACAUGAGGGCUCAUGGGGAUGAAUACAAGACUAGCAUUGCCUUGAGCAACCCUUUGAAGAACAACAAUAAGCAGAAUAGUGCAGUGAACAUACAUGGAUCGAGCGAUGCUGAGUGUUCGGUGAAAUUACCGAGGAAAUAUUCAUGUCCUCAAGAAGGGUGCAGAUGGAAUCAAAAGCACGCCAAAUUCCAGCCUCUGAAGUCCAUGAUCUGCGUGAAAAAUCACUACAAGAGGAGCCAUUGUCCGAAGAUGUAUAUAUGUAAGAGGUGCAAUCGGAAGCAGUUUUCUGUGUUAUCUGAUCUAAGAACGCAUGAAAAGCACUGUGGGGAUCUCAGGUGGCAAUGCUCUUGCGGAACCACAUUUUCUAGGAAAGAUAAGCUUAUGGGUCAUGUUGCUUUGUUCGUUGGACACACACCAGUUAUAUUCAGUUCUAAUUUGCCUAUUAGGCAUGGAAAAGCUGUGAACUAAGCAACCGGCCUGAUGCAGUGAAAUAAGUGGUAAUCAAAGAAAUGCUUUUGCUUUUGUUUGUUAUGUACAUUACUUUUUCAGUAAGUUGAAUUUCAUACUACAAUUAGGUAGUUGGUGUGUUAAGUUUAGCAUUAGAUACAUUGUAAUUAAACAGACUGUUUAAUUUCCAUUGCCUUGAUCUUUAUUUUCUGUGUUGAAACUUUUGUUUUCUACCAUUUUCAUAUAUCAAGGCAGUUCAUGUACUGAUUAGGCCAAUUUAUAGCAAUAAAUA